GGUCACGUGCCCCCCACGGCGGAAUGAUGUCAAGGUAUGUCAUCCUGAGCCCUGAGGUGAAUGGAAGGUAAGUACAGUAGACGGUAAACAAUGUUUUAAUUACUUUUAUAAAGAUUGAAUGUUAUUACUUCACACAUGAUUUGAUAUCUGUAAUUAAAUGACCCUAUCAGUAUGUAGGCUGUUGGUAAGACCGUGGUACAGGCCUACAUAGAUACCAUUACAGUACGAUACCUUUUUCCUUACAUAAACUCAAGUUUAGAUUAGUUGAUGUCCAUAGAGUUGAUAACCUGCCAAUAUGUGAUUCUCUGGAAGAAAAUACUAGACUGCUGUAAUACAAUAACUCACCCACAUCUAACAUGGUUACUCUGUAGGUUAUUACUGAUUUAGUAUGGUAUCUGUUGUAAUAAUAACACUAUCACCCACAUCUAACAUGGUUACUUUAUGUAGGUUAUGACUGAUUUAGUAUGGUAUCUGCUGAUCUGCUCCAUCCUUUUGUAUAUACAAUAUUUUUGCAUAUACUUUUCUGAAAAUCUCACCAAAGUGUGUCUGCAAUAUACAGGCAUCCUUUUUGUCUUUCUUGCAAGACUGACAUGACUGUUGCUUCUCUUUUUAGAUGCUGUGUCUGACAUCACGUCUGCCUCCAUGAAGCUCCUGGCCAGCUCUGAGAUCGCUGCUGCCUCGGUAGCCGAGAGGAGGCUCAUGCCCGCCGUCCAACACCUAGAAGACCGGACUGAAGAACCCUUGCUCGCUCCCGCUGAGGACAUUCUAGAAUCCCUGGAGGUUCCUAAAGCUAAGGUAGAGCAGGAAGUAGUAUCUGUGGAGGUGGAAGUGGCAGUAGAAGCAUCAGCUGCAGAAGCAGCUGUCGUGGAAACUGAAGAACCAGAAGAGGAGGCUGUUGUUGCUGCCCCUGAUGUCACAGAGGAAGUGGUUACUGAGGCGACCCCUGAGCCAGAGGAAGUAGUUCCGGUCGCCGUAGAGGAGGAGACGGCUGCACUUCCCCUAGAGGCCCCAGAGCUCCCUGCCGCUGUGGAAGUACCUGUGGCUGAGGCUUCUGCCGCUGUGGAAGUACCUGAGGCUUCUGCCGCUGUGGAAGUACCUGAGGCUUCUGCCGCUGUGGAAGUACCUGAGGCUUCUGCCGCUGUGGAAGUACCUGAGGCUUCUGCCGCUGUGGAAGUACCUGAGGCUUCUGCCGCUGUGGAAGUACCUGUGGCUGAGGCUUCUGCCGCUGUGGAAGUACCUGAGGCUUCUGCCAAGGAGGGACCAAUAGUAGAAGCACCAGCAGUAGAGGAAUUUUCCCCAGAAGAGGCUGCCCCAGUCGAAGAGUCAGCGCCAGUUGAGGCAGAGGUACCUGCAGCCGAAGAGGUAGCAGUAGUAGAGGAUGCUGCCCCAGUGGAGGAAGCCCCAGUAGCGGAGGAAGCCCCAGUAGCGGAGGAAGCCCCAGUAGCGGAGGAAGCCCCAGCAGCGGAGGAAGCCCCAGCAGCGGAGGAAGCCCCAGCAGCGGAGGAAGCCCCAGCAGCGGAGGAAGCCCCAGCAGCGGAGGAAGCCCCAGCAGCGGAGGAAGCGGCAGCGGCAAAGGAGGCUGUGGAGACAGCCCAAGUGUCUGAGGAUGAGGGGCUCGUCGUGGAGGCGGCAAUGCUGGCAGCAGCCUCAGCCCUGGAUGUUGUGGAGGCAGAGGCAGCCCCGGCUGAGGAAGUCAAGGAGGCCCUCUUCACUUCAUGCCACCAAUGUGAAGCCCCAGCUUCUGAGGCUCCCCCAGUUGAGGCUGCUGUGGCAGUCACCCCCGUGGAGGUUGUAGAGGCUGCAUCUGUGGUGGAAUUAGAGGCUCCCCCUGCUGGUGUGGAGUCAGUUGGUGAGGCAGUGGAGGUGACCGCAGAGGAGCGUGCCACCGAUUGGCCUGUGGAGCUGACCGCAGAGGGAGUGGAGGAAGCCAAGGUGGAAGGAGAGACUGCCAGGCCAGUAAAGAGGUCCUGCUCAGUGAUGUAAUAGUACAGAAGGUGCACAGAGUAUGAGCCUGAUGUUGCUGACAGCCCAGUCCUGACUAGAGACUAGCGAGAUGUGCCUUCUGGAAUAGUCAACGCCCACAGCUGUCAAUCAAACAGGACGAUCAACAUAAAACACACACAGAAUUAGAACUGGUUUGAAUUUAAUUCUAUAAUUAUAAUAAACUAAUUAUAUUUAAAUGUUGUCUAAUGACAACAGUUGUCAACCUUGUAACUACAUUCCAGGUUCUCACUCAGUUUCUUGGUCUUGUAUUAUCCCUACAUUUAUAUUUACGUCAUUUAGCAGACACUUUUAUCCAGAGUGACUUACAAAUUGGUGCAUUCACCUUAUGAUAAUCCAGUGGAACAACCACUUUACAAUAGUACGUCUAUAUCUUUUUUUGGGGGGGGGGUAGAAGGAUUUCUUUAUCUUAUCCCAGGUGAGGUGACACUUCUGUAAGGGUUUGAAGUCUGACUUUAUUCUUAGGUUCAGACCCAAAUGUCACCUUAUACCCUAUAUAGUGCACUACUUUUGACCAGGGCCGUAGGGGAAUUGGGUACUAUUUGGGACGGACAUCAACUAUUUCUCAGUACCACCCUGUUCCACAAGGUGCCACUGUUACCAAGCUGACGAAGACCACUUGAAUGUAUUUGAAGUUACUUGAUAAAUUAUCGUGUACUUGACAUAGCCUAAUGAAUUCUGACUGUAUUUUUUUUGAUUGAAUGAAAUAAGAUCUGAAUUGGUGUAUUAAACAGUAGGCUAUUAGACAAUGUCUAGAUGAUUGUGUUCUUCAAAGACUGUUGGGUUAGUUCUGCAUGGAGUUUUUUUUAUUCUAUCAGGGAAUAUCUAGAUUAAGUUUAGUUCCCAAGCCAGUAAACUGUUGGUAGACAGUAUUGUACCUAUGUGAUGUAAAAAUAAAAUGUAUGUUUCAGUCCAAUAACAAUCUAUGUAAUAGCUUUGCAGGUGGGGUUGGUUGGUGAGGUUGGGUGGUUGUGUGUGUGUAACACAGUAUGGAAAGACUAGUUGUCCAAACUAUCCUGUGGUUAUAUAUUCAUGUUGCUUGUGUAUAUUCUAUAGAAAGACUAGUUUGAAGAUCAAAACUAACACUAUCCUGUCACUAUAUAGUCAUGUUGUGUAUAUUUUAGAUGGAAAGACUAGUUUAAAGGUGGAAACUAACAAUAUCCUGUCAUUUAUUUAAGUCAUAAUAUAAUUGUCAUUAUGUAAUUACUAAAAAAGCUACUAUGAUGUCAUACUCAGAAAAGUGUAAUGUUGUAUUUCUAAAUUGAAUGGAGCUGUACGCUUAUUCAGAAUGGACAAGUGGACUGUACACUUUUGACUUUGAACUUCAUUGACAUGAUUCCAUAUCUAAUUAUGAGAUUCAAUUUGGAGAGGCCUUUUUUUAAUGGAUGAAAUGAUCAACUCAAUAAUUGUUUUAUGUAUAGUAUGUUAUUGUAAAGACUAAUUCUUUGUAAAUAAAUAAAGGUGAUUUAAACUG
Molecule: messenger RNA, 3475 nt
Organism: Salmo salar (Atlantic salmon)
Lineage: Eukaryota; Metazoa; Chordata; Actinopteri; Salmoniformes; Salmonidae
Source: RefSeq, a predicted model, not a curated record